UUUUAGACAAAUAAAAAUGUAGAGAAGGUAACGUGGGUUGGACUUUGGGGGAGUAUAAUAUACUACUCCAUUACUUAAAUCCACCGCUAAAACCUCCUCAUCUUCCUACGUUGGGGCUCUACUGCCUGAAUCUCCCACAGAUAUCGCAUCAAAAUGCAAGAUCCGUCAAAUCCAAACUCCAAGCAGCUCAAUCAGACGUCGUCAUUUUCCGCUACAUUCAGGCCAUCUCACCACCGCAGAGCUCACUCCGAGGUGAACUUCCGCCUGCCUGAGGAUCUAGAUCUGGUAUCUGACCCAUUCGAUGCGUCCGCCGCAAGUUUUGAGGAGAUCGGAUCCGAGGACGAUUUCUUCUCCACUUACAUGGACAUUGAAAAACUCGGCUCUGGAUCCAACCCUACCGAUGUUCCAGGAUUCAACAAUGCCGGCGCCGGAAGUAGUGGACUGGUAGCUGACUGUGGUGACGGAGAAAGGAACUUCACCAGGCCUCGCCACAGGCAUAGCAAUUCGGUGGAUAGUUCGAGCUUGUUGCUAAGUGAGAGUAUUGAAGCUAAGAAAGCUAUGGCUCCUGAUAAGCUUGCUGAACUUUGGACUAUUGAUCCAAAACGCGCCAAAAGGAUUUUGGCGAAUCGGCAGUCUGCUUCUCGCUCGAAAGAGAGGAAGGCCCGAUACAUAACUGAACUUGAGAGAAAGGUUCAGACCCUACAAACAGAAGCAACCACUCUUUCUGCUCAACUAACCCUUUUCCAGCGGGAUACAACCCAGUUUACUAAUGAGAAUACAGAGCUUAAGCUCCGUUUGCAAGCUAUGGCACAACAAGCUCAGUUACGUGAUGCUCUCAAUGAAGCCCUGAAGCAGGAAGUGGAAAGACUUAAAAUGGCUACAGGGGAAAUGUCCUCUUCAGAUGCAUACAAUUUGGGGAUGCAGCACAUUCCAUAUAACCAAUCAGCAUUCUUUUCCCAUCAGCCACAAUCAGGGCCUAGCGAAUCCCAGAACAUACAGAUGCAGCAAUUUCAUUCCCUCCAGGACAGCUUGUUGACUCCUCAUCGUCGUUUACUUGCAGGCCAUGUACAGGCUCUCCCAGAUGCAAUGCAACAGGAUCCCCUUGGUCGUUUUCAGGGUCUCGAUAUUGGUGGCAGGGGUAUGCAUCUUGUCAAAACUGAAACACCUUCUAUUUCUGCCAGUGAGAGCAGCAGUACAUUGUGAUUGCAUUGCCAACUUGUGCAAUCGCCCUCCCAAACUUAUUUAUUGGAAUUGUUCAUAGACUGACACGUGUUUAACAUUGAAAACAUCAUAUUUAAUUUUUUUGAUUUUUUAUUUUUUCCAUUUGACUUCAGUCUUAGGUUCAGUAGCUUCCAGAUGUCUUGAUGUGUUCUUAUUUUUAGUUUGCUCAAGUCUGAAUCAUUUCUUGUGAUUUAUUCGUGUAACUUUAAAGGAAGGUUGUUACCACUGCUCAA
Solanum dulcamara is the source of this 1454-nucleotide messenger RNA. Its product is annotated as bZIP transcription factor 18-like. Bases 154 to 1203 code for a protein of 349 amino acids. The record is from RefSeq and is a predicted model, not a curated record. Lineage: Eukaryota; Viridiplantae; Streptophyta; Magnoliopsida; Solanales; Solanaceae. Gene Ontology annotation, cellular component: nucleus. The transcript is spliced from 4 exons. Gene Ontology annotation, biological process: regulation of DNA-templated transcription. Gene Ontology annotation, molecular function: DNA-binding transcription factor activity.